Knipowitschia caucasica is the source of this 651-nucleotide messenger RNA. NCBI's taxonomy places the organism in Eukaryota, Metazoa, Chordata, Actinopteri, Gobiiformes, Gobiidae. The record is from the annotation of a GenBank genome assembly.
AUGAUGUCCUCAAAGAUCACAGGGAACAUGGAAAAGAGCAGGAAGACCAUUAUCCGCUGUAGUGACAGACACCACAGGCCUCCCUCACAAAAGGAGAGGGGAGGGCGCAACACAGGCUGGAGCAGAGGGAAGAAGCUGGAACACAGGCUGGAGCAGAGGGAAGAAGCUGGAACACAGGCUGGAGCAGAGGGAAGAAGCUGGAACACAGGCUGGAGCAGAGGGAAGAAGCUGGAACACAGGCUGGAACAGAGGAAAGAAGCUGGAACACCGGCUGGAACAGAGGGAAGAAGCUGGAACACAGGCUGGAGCAGAGGGAAGAAGCUGGAACACAGGCUGGAGCAGAGGGAAGAAGCUGGAACACAGGCUGGAGCAGAGGGAAGAAGCUGGAACCCAGGCUGGAACAGAGGGAAGAAGCUGGAACACACGCUGGAGCAGAAGGAAGAAGCUGGAACAGAUGUGCCCGCUGCAGCUCUGUUUCUAAUGAUGCAGUUUCGGUGCCACUCAUUGAAGGAGAAGGCGCUGGUCCCGGCGUGGCGGCGGUACCUCCGGGUGACACCUCCUCCAGUCAGCAGCAGCGUGACGGCUCGGGCCUCAUUAGAGCAGCGUCCAGCCAGCACCAGGCACAUCGCACACACACUAAUGACAUCCUGA